CCAGGUACUUUUGCUUGUCACCAUGGAUCUCUCUCUGGUGUCUGCGUUCUCAUGGUGACUCCAUUUGAAUUGCAAUCUAUUGAUGAUGACCACAGAUUUCCAAAUAUAUUUGAUUCCUUUAUUCUGUGUUCCUUCUCUUUUCUUCGGUUCUUUCUUCUUAUACUCAGUCUCCUACGCUGCUGCUCCUCUUUUUGUCUUCUCUCCCAAUUUUCUCCUUUUUUUUUUUUCUCUCUCAACAAUAUAUUACUAGAUUACAUAUUAUUAAUUUAGAUUUUGAUUGUUCUACAUGAAAUAAUCGUUCAUAACCAACCAUGAUCUUAAUCCAUAUCUACUCUUGAUAGAGACGGUAUAAAAUUACGUUGAUGGUGUUGAUGGUGUACUUGAUAAAACCUUCUAAUUCUUAAAUUAGUUUAAGAGUGGGAGGAUUCGACUAAAUGCCAAGUCUAUUAGAGAACUAAUGAUCUAAGAGAAUUUUCCUACUGUAUGUGUAUAUAAUUAGCUUUUAUAUAUAUAUAAUUAUCUUUUUUAGUUCUUCACUUUACGGGGCCGAGAUUAUUACUGCCGCCCCGUCCGACUCCCUGUCGAUAUGCCUGGCCAACAUUGGUUCGGGAACACCGUUCGUAUCUUCGCUGGAGUUGAGGCAUAUCGACAACCACCUGGCGUACCAGGACGCGAAUCAAUCCGCUGCACUAGUGUUCCACAGUCGCUACAACUUGGGAUCCCUCACCAACUGCACCCUCAGGUAUCCAGACGAUAAAUAUGAUAGGACAUGGCGUCCUUGCAACGGUUAUACUGGUUGUGUAACAUGGAAUUUUACAAGCAGUUCUUUGGGAAUCAAGACCACUCGUGGUGAUGCUUAUGAGGUCCCAGGCAUGGUCAUGGGGACUGCAACUGUUGCUGCAGAUAAUUUUACAUUGCAUUAUUCCUUGGGCUAUGGCCUCAAUUCGAGUGUUCAAACAACAUUCUAUAUCUAUUUGCACUUUGCUGAUUUCAACUAUUUAAGUGGGAAUGGAAGUAGAAUUUUUCAGGUGAGAGCAGAUGGGGAACCCGAUAGUGACAACAUCAGUCCUGCAUAUCUACUGGCAACUCAUGUCCAUUUCAUCCAUCGGCUGGCGUACCCAGGUUUAAAAGGUUAUUUUAAUCUGACAAGGGUGGCCGGUUCCACCCUUCCCCCCAUCCUCAAUGCUGCUGAGGUUUACAUUCCUAUUAAUCUUUCAGCUGUGGCAACAGAUCCAGCCGAUGCUGAUGCUAUGAUGGGGAUAAAGAAAUUAUAUCAGAUGAAGAUAUGGCAGGGUGAUCCUUGUGCUCCGCAGCAAUUCAUUUGGAGUGGAGUAAAUUGCACCUACUCAAGCUCUGGUACCCCAAGAGUCACCUCAUUAAACCUCUCUUAUCAUGGGUUGAAUGGUGCUGUACCAAAUGCUUUGGCUAAUCUGAAGGCCCUUAACUAUUUGUAA
This is a messenger RNA of Musa acuminata AAA Group (dessert banana), 1454 nucleotides long. Its product is annotated as probable LRR receptor-like serine/threonine-protein kinase At1g05700. Bases 873 to 1454 code for a protein of 193 amino acids. The record is from RefSeq and is a predicted model, not a curated record. NCBI's taxonomy places the organism in Eukaryota, Viridiplantae, Streptophyta, Magnoliopsida, Zingiberales, Musaceae. The transcript has 4 exons.